Molecule: messenger RNA, 5028 nt
Organism: Radiomyces spectabilis
Lineage: Eukaryota; Fungi; Mucoromycota; Mucoromycetes; Mucorales; Radiomycetaceae
Product: dicer-2 protein
Exons: 8
Coding region: 65-4816 (1583 amino acids)
Biological process (GO): RNA processing
Molecular function (GO): protein binding; ATP binding; ribonuclease III activity
Source: RefSeq, a predicted model, not a curated record
UGGUUCCAUUCCAAAGCGGUUCUAUUUUGUGCCUUGGCCUUCCCGAUAAAAUUGCAUCACAUCAAUGGUUGGCGAUGCAGCAGCUGUAGUGGAGUGUAAUGAGCAGGACAAGGACAGAACCUCGCUGCCCAUUAUUCCCAUUCCGAACAAAAUGAAUGAAGGUGAUAGGGAUCGAUUGCUAAAGUACCUCGAUCCCGAAUUCUUUGAAGCCAAACCCGAUGCCAAAACGAAAUCGACUUAUCAACUUGAGAUGGAGGUCAAGGAAAAGCUGGAUCUCGACGAAUUAGAAGAACCUGAAGAAAUGGUCGAUGAUCAAGCUGCCGUCAAACAAUACCUGCAACCGAAAGAGUAUCAGUACGAGUUGUUCAAGAAGGCCCAGAACGAGAAUAUCAUUGCCGUACUCGAUACUGGCAGUGGUAAAACGCUGAUUGCUGUUAUGCUCAUUCAACACAUGGCGAGAUUGGAGCGGGAUCAACGUCUCGUGAGACGCAAGGCCAAAAUGACUUUUUUUCUUGUCGAUCGUGUGCCUCUUGUGUUCCAGCAAGCGAGUGUGAUUAGUGCCAACUGCGAUGUCGUGGUAAAGCAUGUCUGUGGACAAAUGGAUGUGGAUAGUUGGACAGAAAAGACCUGGCGUCUUUUGUUUGAGGAAAGCGACGUUUUUGUCAUGACGGCCCAGAUCUUUUUGGAUACCCUUCGACACGGUUUUGUCAGCCUGGAUGAAGUCAAUCUCAUUAUUUUUGACGAAUGUCAUCACGCUACGCGACGCCAUCCUUACAAUUUGAUCAUGCGUGAAUUUUACGACUGUUGUCCCGUCGAGGGCCGACCCAAAAUCUUUGGCAUGACCGCUUCGCCCAUGCAUUCAAAGACCGACGUACAAUACAGUGCAACUCACCUCGAGCAUAACCUAGACUGCCGUAUUUAUACCGCGACCAAUUUGGAGAGCCUGAAUAGUCUAGUACAAAAACCCAAAGAGAUCGUCAUUGCAUAUCAUCCGUCACCUGGUUAUGAUUUGACGCCCACGCUUCGGACGCUUUACGAGAAAUUAAAAUCCGAGGAGCUGUACAAUCGAUGUUUUGUGAUUGCCGGCAGUUCCUUGGACCAUCUGGGGCCCUGGUGUACCGAACGUCUGUGGCGAGACAUGCUGCAAUCGAUUCGAAAAAAGUUUACCAACGAAGGCAAGAAACGCACGCUGGAAACCGAGAAUCUGUUGAACGCGGCCUAUGAUAUCAGCUUAAAGGGUGCUCCUGACAAUCCGAAUCUAUCGGAUUUCAACUUGUUCAGCCCCAAGGUCAUCAAGCUUAUGAAAGUGCUUUCCAUUUAUACCCGCAUGGAGGAUUUCCGUGGCAUUGUUUUUGUUGAACGAAGACACACCGCCAUUGCUUUGUGUGCCUUGAUCCAAGCUUCCGAAUCGCUCUCAUCUCUCAAAUGCGCGGUGCUGACAGGCCACGGCACCAAAGACGAAGGCGAUUUUCAAAUGAAAUUUCACGAACAAAACAGAAUUAUUCGACAGUUCCGUGAUGGUGAUACCAACUUGCUAAUCGCUACCAAUGUCGCCGAAGAAGGUCUUGAUAUCCAGCCCUGUAAUGUUGUGAUUCGUUUUGACUUUUUCACUACCCUGAUCAACUAUAUCCAAUCGCGAGGUCGUGCGCGUCGCCGUGAUUCCAAGUAUAUCAUUCUGACGGAAUCCAACAAUAUGAGCCAGUUGGGAAUGAUUGACGAAUUCCGGAGAUUGGAGGAAGAUAUGAGAAUCUUUUGUCAGACCUUGCCUGCCGAACGAAACAUGGCCUCCAAGUUUCUGUACGGCAACGAUGAAGGUGACGAAGAAGCCGAUGGCAUGUAUGAUUCAGACGAUUCAGACGAUGAUAUGCUGGAAGAGUGCUACCUGGUGCUGUCGACCGGGGCUAAAAUUACCAAACAGUCCGCGGUGCCUCUCAUUCAUCGUUACUGCGCGUCUUUACCAUCGGAUGCAUUUUGUAUCCCGCAACCGCUUUUCGAAGUGUUUGCCAAUGGCGGCGGCUACUGCUGCACGUUGUAUCUGCCCAACAGUGCGCCUAUACGCGAGGUCACGUCCAAAGUCGCGCGAAGCAAAAUCCAAGCCAAACGAUUGGCGGCUUUAGCGGCUUGCACGCAGCUUCACAGCUACAAAGCGCUUACCGAUCACUUGCUUCCGGCAUUUCAAAAAUCCAACUACCUUGGCGAAAUGGCGCCCCAAGUUGAUGAAAACGGUCUCAUCAUCGGUAGUCGACGUCGACGCAACUACUAUCCAAAAAAUUCCCCCAAAUUCUGGGAAAAGGAAGAAGAGGAAGAAGAGGAAGAAGUCCACGAAACAGAGCAAGGUCAUGUCGAGGGUCACGACCAAGCCCCCAUCGCUGUCCAAGACAAGGAAAACGAACCACCACAACAAAAAGAUACGAUCAGCGAGUCCCCGACUGCCGAGGAUGCCUCCCAGAAAACGGUGGAUAUCAUCACCGAGGCCGUCGAUACCAUGACCGAACCGUUGGUUGCUGAAAAUGCCCAAGACGCAACGGAUGAGGAACAAGAAGAACCAUUCGAGAUUCCGACAUUGUAUUUGUCGACGAUCGAGGUUAGGCUAUCGCACGAAAAACUCAACGGGGUCCACGUUCGACGAAUGGCACUGUUUACAAAGAAACCAUUCCCGAGCCUUCCAGGGAUCGAAUUGUAUGGCCACGGCGAAACUUUCAUGGCCGCCGUGCAUCCUCUCGACUUUACUUUUACGUUGGACGAGGAAAAGAUCCAGCUCUUGGCUCAAUUUUUGCUAACCAUGUGUACGACGGUGACGAACAAGCAAUUCACUUGUCCGUUGGACGAAUUCCCUUACUUUGUUGCGCCACUUGUCUUCAAAUGCCAUGAACCACUGCCGGUGCUUGACUCGGUUGACACAUGCAUGAAUGUGAUCGAUUGGGCGGAAAUGGAACGCGCCACCGCGGCUGCGUUUGUGCCUUUUGAUUUGAGUGCGCCCAAUUGCUUCGAAGACGUGAUUCUCAUUGAUUACGCGGACAAUCAACGACGUUACUAUAUCAAGGAGGUCUGUCACGAUAUGCAUCCGCAUUCGCCUCCUCCCAGCGAUAUGGAGAUCCGUGAGACUGGUUUUGAAAGUUUUGCUGCGUUUUACGAACAAUCGUAUUCGCUGAAACUGACUCAACCCGAGCAACCCAUGGUGCGCGUGAGCCGAGUACGGAAAAUGAUGAAUUACUUGACCAAGCUCCCGCAUCAGGAACCCAAAGAGAAAAAGUCCACUGCGACAUUCGUGAUUCCCGAGUUUUGUAAAACGUUCACCAUGACAGCCAGUGUACUUCAAGCUGCCUUGUUGUUUCCUGCCAUCAUGACCCGCAUCGAUUCGCUUCUCCUGUGUUUUGAAGCGCGAAAUCGUUUCAAGAUUCCCGCCACCGAUACCCUAAUGCUGGAAGCCUACACCGCGCCGUCUGCCAAUAUGAGCAUGGAUUAUGAACGAUUGGAAACCUUGGGAGAUUCCUUGUUGAAAUUCAUUGCGACAAUCCGAUUAUACAUCAACUUUCCGUUUUCCAACGAAGGUGAGCUGCAUUGUCUGCGUAUUCGUGUGAUUUGCAAUCGUGCUCUUUACAGGGCAGCCAAGCGAUUAAAGAUUGCUCGUUAUGUCAGUACGCAAGCGUUCAAUCGUCGGUACUGGCGACCGCACCAUUUUAUUGCCAGUACGGAUACCGAGGAAAGUCUGAAGGAGACGAGACAACACAUGCUGUCGGACAAGACGCUGGCCGAUAUUGUCGAAGCGUCGCUGGGAGCGGCUUAUCUCAGUGAAGGAUUGGACGGUGGUCUGCGGUGUGCGAUUCAAAUGCAGGUGCCUUUUGACGAAAUCACUUGCUGGGAUGAUUUCAUGCCGUAUUAUUUGGUCAACCGUGACAAGGUGCCUGAGCGUGCGGGAGCGAAAGCGCUGAGCGAAUUGGAUGUUCCCCGUCUUGAAGGCAUCUGUGGAUAUCAAUUCAAUCGACCCCUGCUAGCUGUCGAGGCGUUGACCCACGCAAGUUUGCCAAAUUCCAAUUCGACUGUGCCGUGUUAUCAACGUUUGGAGUUCUUGGGCGACGCUAUUCUGGAUUUCUUGGUUAUUCGUUACCUGUUUGAAAAAUACCCGUCGGCGUCUCCUGGUCUGAUUACCGAUCUGAAGGGGUCGUGUGUCAAUAACCGUGUGCUGGGUAUCAUUUGUCUGGAGUGCAAUUUACACCGACACAUUAUCCACUAUUCGAAUGCGUUGAUCCGCGCCAUUCAGGAAACGUACGAAGAGGUGCAACAGAUGAAGGAAGAUGGCACGGCGGUGGGCGAAUACUGGACGGAUAUGAAUAUUCCAAAAGUGUUGUCCGAUGUGGUGGAAAGUAUGAUUGGGGCCAUCUUUGUCGAUGCGGGUUUCAACCUGGCCCCCAUUGAGAAGCUCUUCGACAAGUGGUUUUUAAAUUUCUUUGAUACGCACGUGACGCCGGAAUUGAUUCGUGUGCAUCCUUUCCAAAGACUCACACGGACGUUGCAACAAGCUGGCUGCGAAGGAUUCAUGUUCCGCAACCAUACGAGUACUGGCACGGACGAAAACAGCCAAAAAUGUGUUAUAUUCUUGCACGACAAGCCUUUGGCAUGUGGAUCCUCGGAUAACCUAAAGGAAGCGAGAAAAAAGGCAGCUGAAAAGGCCAAUCUGCGUUUGGAAGAAGAACCCGAUCUGUUCGACCUCUACUGCAACUGUAACGAGGUGCGUGCCCAGCGAGCUGAAGCGCGUUUACGUCAACGUGAGGAAGCUGGCAGCGAUGAUGAAGUAGAAAUCAUUUACAAUACCUAGAGCGUCAUCCAGUCCUUGGUGCCCAAGGAAGGGGUAUCCUACCCAGCUCAUUGUCCCCUUUUGCAUCACUUUAUCAUGAAAAAAAAACCCCUGAUCUUUUCGCCACUCUCCAUAUUCCCUAUCAUCACUCAUAUCACCCUUCAUUCAAGCAUAACGUAUAUCAUUGAAUAAAAAUAAUAUCAAGAGUGUCCUCACUGACCAGAGUACUGUCU